AUGUCGCGCCUUUUCUUUCGAUUUCCUACCGUAGUUCGCACCGCUCUUGUUUACAUUGCCCUGCUCUCCUGGUUUGCCUCUGCUCGUCCCAUCUCGAACGCGGCCGCUUUUAGUCCCAUCUUGGAGUCGGGAAAGUUCUCCCAGUGGCACUUCUUCGACAGCAAAUACAACCACGAAGUUACCUUGCUCGUAGGGUCCUACAACGGAAACAUGGGUUACGUCUCGAGGGAUUUCAAGAGUCACUGCCACGAGGAUGGAGUCUGGUGUGUCACUCAUGGCGAUCCACAGAGUCUGGAGAUGGGUAUCUGGUACAAAGGGUACAACUAUCAGCAUAAUACGGUUACAGCUGACUGUAACUCCAAGAUGCCUAUGUUUUGUCGCCAGUACGAUAAUUAUAUCGAUCCCUCGGUGGCGUAG
Messenger RNA from Linnemannia hyalina, 417 nucleotides. The record is from the annotation of a GenBank genome assembly. Lineage: Eukaryota; Fungi; Mortierellomycota; Mortierellomycetes; Mortierellales; Mortierellaceae.